Molecule: messenger RNA, 4594 nt
Organism: Sardina pilchardus (European sardine)
Lineage: Eukaryota; Metazoa; Chordata; Actinopteri; Clupeiformes; Clupeidae
Product: zinc finger protein 629-like
Exons: 9
Coding region: 404-2017 (537 amino acids)
Biological process (GO): mitotic spindle assembly checkpoint signaling; regulation of transcription by RNA polymerase II
Molecular function (GO): DNA-binding transcription factor activity, RNA polymerase II-specific; RNA polymerase II cis-regulatory region sequence-specific DNA binding
Source: RefSeq, a predicted model, not a curated record
ACAUCCGAGCCAAGGGGCUUUAAACACCAAAACAAACCACUGAUGCUUGUCUUCUAGGCUAACAAUUGUCCACAGUACUCCUGAAUCCGGACCACUGUUAACAUUGGCUCUCGGUUAUCAUUUUAAAAAGCCAAAGUGCGCGCACCGAGGUGUAAAUCACGCACGAAGAGUUUAUUUCUCCCCACUAUCACACGGGACGGGACGUCGUUUACGAGACUCGAUCGGUUACUGGAUCUUUCCGUUUUUCCUUUUCUCAAACUAGGAACUCCUGGGCUGUUUUAGAUCCCGAGGCAUCAAAAGCGUGUAGCAAAAACAGGAGUAUAAUACUGAAUAGCUUUAUCCAAUCAACACACCGGCUACGGAGGAGGGUGCUGCACUUGACCGAUGGAGAGACGGCAUCAAGAUGGAUAAGAUUGACCUCCACAUGGACAUGAGUUACAAGAGAGCCUGCAUCGAUCUGAAGAAGGCCACCCAGUGCAUCACCCACGUCCUACAGCAUGAGGUCGGUCGGAACCAGGAGCUCUGCAUGUUGAUUCGUCGUCUGGAGGAGAAGGAGGCGGAGACUGGGCGGAGCCUAACAGAGCAGGUGGAGUCAAACCAGCAGCUGAAGCUGAAGAUCGAUGAACUGUAUAAACACCUGGGAGAGAAGGACCACUCAUUGACACAGGCCAACAAGAUAGUGACUUUCCUCAAACUUGAACUGCGGGAGCUGCAGCAACAGUUCCAGACUCAACAGAAUAAAGAUCGUAAUCGAACGGUUCAGGAAGUGGAUGAGCGACUGCAGGGUGGGGAGAUCCAGAGCCAGCUGAAAGUUGAGAGUCACCUGGAGGCCCCAGCGUCGCAGGUUAAAGAUGAAGAGGCUGAUGAUGAUAAUGGUGGUGGUGGUGGAUAUGAAGACUACAGACAGUCUGAGACAGCUGACCCCAGAGCAGAGCAGACCACCACUUCAGCUGCGGACAUCAAAAUUGAACAUAUCCAGGAAGACGAAACAAAAACAAACAUGUCUCCAGUCCUCAGCUCUGAGAUGGACUGGUUCUCCACAGACCAGUUCUCUUCCGAGCCUCUGGGCCCGUCUCCUAGCGACCCAAUGUGUCUGGCCCGCGUCUCGGACAUGGGCCCGCCUCCUAGCGACCCGAUGUCUCCUAGCGACCCGAUGUCUCCUAGCGACCCGAUGUCUCUGGUGUCGUUGCUGCUGGUGGACCGCUUGGGGAAACGGGCGCAUCUAAGGACUGUGACACGGGACGCCUCCUCCUCCUCUUCCUCUUCCUCCUCUUCCUCCUCCAUCCCCGGCUACGAGAAGGAGGACGAAUCUAACCGCUCUGUCGCACGAGGUUCUGGCCGAAGCUUUGUAUCUACAAGUCGACCAGCAGUCCACGAGCGGCUUCUCCCAGGAGGUGCGGAGGGCGGACCUAGCCGCCCUGUCGCCGGACGAAGCUUUGUAUCUACAAGUCGACCGGCAGUCCACGAGCGGCUUCUCCCAGGAGGUGCGGAGGGCGGACCUAGCCGCCCUGUCGCCGGACGAAGCUUUGUAUCUACAAGUCGACCGGCAGUCCACGAGCGGCUUCUCCCUGGAGAGACCAUCGCUCGUCCCUUCUCCCGCUCCCAGUUUGCCCCCAGGAGCUUCAGGCCCAAACUGGGUCUGGCGGCCCCCCACCACCACCACCAGCGCUUUCACACCGGAGAGAGACCAUACCCCUGCUCCUACUGCGGCAGGGGGUUCCUGUCUGCGAGCAAGCUGACGGUGCACAAGCGCAUCCACACCGGGGAGAGACCUUACUCCUGCGCGCUGUGCGGCAAGAGCUUCAACCAGAAGUUCAAUCUGACCGUGCACCAGCGAGUGCACACGGGGGAGAGACCUUACUCCUGCUCCCAGUGCGGCAAGAGCUUCAGCAGGAAGCCCGACCUGAAGGUCCACGAGCGCGUCCACUCGGGAGAGAGACCUUACUCCUGUCACAGGUGUGGGAGGAGCUUCACCAAGGCAACCAAUCUGAAGGUCCAUCUUCAGAAACAUGUGUGACGGAGACACUCCAUUGCGUUGUUGCUGUUUCAUUUACGCCUGAUUCAUGUUGUUGUUAUUUAAUUUACACCUGAUUCAUGUUGUUGUUGUUGUUGUUGUUGUUGAUAUUUUAUUUACACCAGUGGGCUGUACUACGAAACUCGAUUAGUAGAUUAGCGAGGUAUGUUGCGCUCAAAGCCAGGGUAUGCUGUGACACGAAAGUGGACUAUUACAUCUAAUUAAAAGUCACCGAUCACAUGGUUUACCUUCUAGUAGUAUAACAAGUUAUAUUCAAUGGUCAUUGAUAAUUUUUUUAUACAAAGGUGUGACAACAAACUAGGGAUGCACCGAUCCGAUAUUUGGAUCGGAUAUCGGCCCCGAUAUGAACAAAAUAGCUGGAUCGGGGAUCGGAAUAAAUGAGCCGAUCCAUGGGCCGAUCCGAAUUUAACUUAGUCUCAAAAAAAGGCUGAGCCAUGACGCGCAACCAGCCAUUUAGCGCAGCUCACUGCUGCGGGUUAGAGUGUGCCUCACCUCACUGUGUGCUCUGAGUGUCUAAAUUCAUGGAUGGGAUAAAUACAGAUACCAAAUUUAUGUCAUAGGAUCAAAAGAAUAUCUAUACUAACCACCAUUUGUCAUAGAUUAAUUACGAUCUUCAUGCGUUUUGUUGCAUUUAGGCAAUACGUUAAUGUGUAACAGUCAACAAAAUAGGCUACUCAAACUAAACACAUUGUCAUUUUCAUCUCAUCUGUAUAAACUGUUCUUGGUAUAAAGACAUGCAAAUGUUCAAAAUUGGCUGUUAAAAACGUAUCAUUUAUUAGAUAAAACGUACAACUUCUACCGUCCACCAUUCAAACUCCGUGUGAACUAAUUAGUUUAUCGUGGGGAAACUGCGGGACCGUACCACUAUGAGUAAAUAGAGGGGUUUCGCGGGUGACACCAUUUUGGCAGGGGUGUUUCAAUGUAUGUCACUAAUAUGGGAUUUAUAUCUGCAAAAUUGUUUUUUUGUUAGAUUUAUUAUUUAGUAAUAACUGUGAACUUGAAUUUGAAUGCUGUUCCAAGUUGCUGCUGGUGUACAACUGUUUAUUUUUAAUACUAGUAAUAUAAUCAAUAAUGAUGAUGAUAAUUAUAAUAAUAAUAAUAAUACAUUACCUUUAUAUCUAAGUGUUAUUUUGUUAGAUCUUUUUUAGGAAAGUAAUGUUUAGUUAGGGAAAGAAUGAAGAAUGAAGUCAAGCCUGAUGCCUUUAGUCUUUUCCACAUGGUGAGGUAUACAGUUUAUUAAUUAACAAUGGUAUCGGAUCGGUAUCGGAUAUCGACCGAUACGCAGAGCCCAGGCAUCGGUAUCGGUAUCGGGACUGAAAAAGUCGGAUCGGUGCAUCCCUACAACAAACAUAUUCGCCAAACUCUUCAGUUUAAGAAAAUUAAUAGGCUACAUUACAUUACAUUCGGCUCAUGCUUUUCAACCAAAAAUAAACCGAAAAUUAUUUCACCUAUAGGGGAACAUUCUACUGAAAUGGUCUAAUCCAGGAUAUCAACUAGGAAAAGGGCUAUUAUCUAACAAGUAUUGUAUUACAAACAAAGUGAAAGAAGUUCCCUUUGAGCUAAUUCACUAGACUUAACCUACAAAUGUGAAUAUAGCGAAGUCGCCUACACAAACAUAUGUGUUUAAUGCUCCUUUUGUAAAGAUAUGGACGAAACACUAUUGCAUGUGUUCUUUGAAUGUGAUAAGAUAAAAUGAUUUCUCACAGACCCUACAUUACUAUCUUUUUGUUCAAAGAGGUACUGGUCCUUGUUACCUUGUUGCUAAGGAUUUUUCUUUUUACUAUGAAACCACAAACUAAUGGCCACUGACGCUAUCUUGUAAAAUGCGGCAGCCUAAAUAUUUUAGAUAGCCUAGUAUUUAAGCGAAUUCCCUAAAUAUUUUAGAUAGCCUAGUAUUUAAGCGAAUUCCCUAAUUACACAAUAGCAGAUUGGACGUUACUUUUGUAUUUUGAAAUAAUAUUCACUGUGUUGGGAACUGUAAUAGCGAACAAUUCUGCAUUAUUUGCCAUCGUUAUUUGUAUACAAUUAUACUGCAUAUUUUCACUUAGCCUACGCAUUCACCGCAUUGGCUAUUAUUUGACAGCACUGUUCCCUAAUUCUUAUUUAUCGCAAUGGUACUUCUCCGCACCGUGAUCUGAAUUUUAUACUCUUCAUGACUUGUACUGGGUAAAAUAUACAGCUCUCGCUCGCGGAUUCUCCACAUCGUGAAGGCGAUUGAACUGUCGCUUAAUGCCUCUUUUAUGGGAGCGCUCAUUGAAACUAAAGCGGAAAACCCAGGUUGACAAAUUCACUCGUGAGCUUUGUGAUAUCACUCAACUCUGAUAGCGACUUUCGUAUUUGUCAAUCCAGGUUAUCCAACCAGAGCCUGGUUAUGUUCAGCGAGAUUCGUAGUAUGCCCCACUGAUUUAUGUUGUUGUUGUGCUAUAUAUAUCUGAUUUAUGACUGACGUAUGCACCUUGAUCACAAGAAUGUUCCGAUAUAAAAUAAAGUUCACCUUGACAUGAACAGUUUUAAGAACCUUUCUACAGUCCACAAUAGACAGGUAAAGGUUCCGAUAUA